AUGGGAGUUAGGCCUCCUAAUUCCCUUUCCCCUUCCCUUGUUAAUUCCCAAGUCCAUGAACCAAUCAAAAGAUUUUUAGUCCCAGCCACCUUAAAUUCUCAUUUCCUAGCUCCAACUCCCCCCAAACAAACAGGCUACGGGUUAGAGAGGGAGAGAGGGACCGGAGAUGCGCCGGCUGCCGCCCCGCCGGUCGAGUGUCAAGGCAGCCCAUCUCCCUCUUCGCGCCAUCGCCAUCUAAGCCUCCCUAUGAGGACAGCGUGGUGUUCCAGAAGAGGCACACAAAUAAGCAGCUCUUUUUCGAGCUGCAAUUCGGAACCGAAGCGGCUCCUUUUCGAGCUGCAAUCAGCAAUCAAGCAGCUCCUAUCCGAGCUGCAAUUCGACAUCGACGCGGCUCCCCACCGAGCUCUAAUCCGAUUUCGACCCCCUUCCUGUGUAGAUCACGGAAGGGGAUCGAGUCCGUCUCGUGUUCAGUCUGCGAGGUGCAGUCGGAGGCGCAAACGAAGCCAAUAUAAAUUGGCCAGUCGGCCCGACCGGAAGCCAACAUGUCUCAGACGAGACCAGCGAUUCCCCAGCCAGGUUGACGGUCGCCUACCUUCUCCGGCGACCGGCGGCCGCCAAUUCUUAUCGCAUCUUGGCAGAUCUACCCGGAGCCAUGGGGGUUUUUUGUUUUCAUCAAAGAUGCCAAAAAUUGACAUCUUUUAG
Molecule: messenger RNA, 702 nt
Organism: Triticum turgidum subsp. durum (durum wheat)
Lineage: Eukaryota; Viridiplantae; Streptophyta; Magnoliopsida; Poales; Poaceae
Source: the annotation of a GenBank genome assembly